Messenger RNA from Elaeis guineensis (African oil palm), 4084 nucleotides. RefSeq names its product FCS-Like Zinc finger 8. The record is from RefSeq and is a predicted model, not a curated record. Lineage: Eukaryota; Viridiplantae; Streptophyta; Magnoliopsida; Arecales; Arecaceae.
CAGGGGAGAGGUCUUUUCUGUGGGAAAAAAAACUGCUGCUCGUAUCGAAGAGGUAGCGGUUUUGAAGAAACGACCAAACGAAACCACCUCUCCCUCCCCCCCACCCCCCGAACACCGGUUUCGUCUUUAAAUUGGCUCUGGUUCGAGGACGGAUGAACUCCUCAGGCCCUGGGCUUCCCGUAAUAGACUUGGCAGGGCUGGCCGUAUACUAUACCGCUUAUGGAGUUAGAAAUAAACUAUGAGAAGAGGAAGGAACGGAACUUGAUGAGUUUUUAGUAGUCGAGUGGGGUGAGGAGGUGGAAAGGUGCGAUUUUUAUGGUUUUUUGGUCCGUUAAUUAUGUACGAAGAGGUGGAAGGAAGUGGAAAGGUGAGAUUUUUAUAGGUCUUUCGAAGUAAAGUUUGGAUUUUCGGGAUUUAGGUGCUGAUGUUUUGGGUUUUGUUGUGUUUCUUUUAGAUUUUAGUGUCCAACUUAGUUUAGUCGGAUUGUUGGUUUUGUUGGGUCGGUGUUGAUCGUAGAGAGUGAGAGGGUUACCGCAGAGCGAAACAAAGGAGAAGUGCAAAGGAUUUUAUUUGCUCUUAAAUUUUGUUUUCAUGGGUUGUUGUGAAAGAUGAUCGUUUAUAUUGGUGUUAACAAACUGUUUCCAAAGAAUCUGUCUUGUUUGGUGAUCUUUAUUGUUUUCUGGAAAGGGUUGGUUUUGGUUUAGUUUUGUUUUUGGGUGCGGUAGAUAGAAAUAGUCAAGUUCCUUGGUGAUUUUAUAUUUGAUUUCUGGCUUUGUUUAAGAGUUUGUAGCAGUUGGAUAUUCUUUUGAUUUGAAGUUUAGAAACUUCUUGCUGGACUGGAAUAGCAGGUGGAUUGGUGUAGAUUUUUUUGUUUUUCUUUUUCCAGUUACCGUUUUGCUUCUGUUCUUCUGGUAUAAGAGCUUAAAGAUCCAAUUUUCUCUGUUCUAAAGCUCGGUAGCAUAUGGUCUGAGGAGUUUUUAUAAAAGAAACCCAUAGAGGGGGAAACAGAAAAAGGAAUAAAAAGGAGACCUUUGGGUCUUUUCUGCUAUCCUGGAUAUUGGUUACCAUUUUUUUGGUUGCAGAGCGAUAUGGUUGCUUACCUUUGAUGAAUCACUGAGGAGGAUUCCCCAACCAGCCUAGUUCUCUGUCUAUGUUUCUGAGAUUAAAGCUGCAAGACAUUACCCUGAGGAGGAGGUCUAGAGCAUUUAGCAACAACCAAGGCCUCAUGUCGGAUGACACUUGCUUGCCAUCUCCCACUGCCAACAAUAGAAGGCCCACAUUUUCCUCUCUCUUCGCCUCUCCAAGGCUCUUUUCAGGCUUUUCUCCAAAGGGUGCCUCAGACGGUGAGGCUGUCAUGAGCCCAACCUCCAUUCUAGAAACCAAACCGUCCUCUACCAUUGGGAACCCCUUCUUCACUGACAGGAACCAAAGAAGGCCUAUCAAAAAUGCCAUUGCUACGACUACUGCGGACGAGGACAGACAUCACCCUUGGGACAGUGGAGACUCAAAAGCCAUUGGACUUGGCCUUGUUGAUGCUCUCAACAAUGAGAAAGUUGAUACUCAGACCUCCAAGCCAGAGAGUAGGAUGGUGAUGUUUGGCUCGCAGCUUAAAAUUCAGAUUCCCCUUGUUCGAUCCAGCUCCAUAUCUCCAUCUGGUUCCAUUGAGUCUCCUCACUCACCAAUAGAAUUUGGUGUCAAGACUAAGAAUUCUCAGUUGGCUUUAUACUCUCCUGCCCGAAGAUCUCCGAUGGGCUCGGCCAACAUGGAAGCUGAUGUGCUAACUUCUUCUCCUCGCCUUGUUACCGUGCGCCUCUCCCCGAGUGAGAUGGAGCUCUCAGAGGACUAUACUUGUGUGAUUUCUCGUGGUCCAAACCCAAGGACCACUCACAUCUUUGACAAUUGCAUAGUGGAGAGCUGUGGUGAUGGAUUCGUUGCUUUGAGGAAGGAGGGCAGUUCCUUGGCUGACCAUUCGGGCUAUACUUCAGAUGAUUUCUUGAGCUACUGCUAUGCUUGCAGGAAGAAUCUGGGGCAGGGGAAAGACAUUUUCAUGUAUAGAGGUGAAAAAGCAUUCUGCAGCCGUGAGUGCCGUUACCAGGAGAUGCUGUUUGAUGAAGAGAUGGAGAAGUGCUCGUCGGACCUCUCAGAUUCUCUCUAGAAGGUAACUUUUUCCAGCACGCUGUCUUCUGUUUAAUGGCUGAAAGAGAUCCUUAAGCAGCCGCAAUGAGUGUUCUUGUUUCUUAUUGUAAAUUUGUUUGGGUCAUGGGGUUUAAAGACUAUGAAAAAUUACCUUGUUAUAUAUUUUUUUGUGGGUGUUUUUUCCUCUCUUUAGUAGCUUCUUUUCUUUUUGAGGCUGGUGCUGAGUUAUUAUAGAGAUGUUCCACUGGUUGCUGCUGGGUUUCCCACAGUUUUUGGCUAAGUAAUGUAUGACUUCCAGCUUUAUAUUUUUAAUUAUGGAUUCUAUAUGUUACAAUGGGCAAGGUCAUGUGAUCCCUGACCUUGACCAUGCAAUAGUGUUAGCACCCACCACCAUCACCUUUUCUUAUCAUCUGCCUCCGUUGGCCAUGUGUUGGUAGUAGAAUGAGUUUAGCAGUAUCCAUGGAGUAGGAUGGGAAUCAUGCACUACUACACCAUAAUCAUCUUAAGUAUGUCCAAUUAUAUAUGUGAAAUACCACGCAUUAUUGCAUACAGUAUUAAAUAAUCCAUUAUGUCAUCAUCAGUGGCUUGGUCCCAUUGGAUUGUCUUAUUACAACAAGCAAAUUAAGGGAACAUCUUUCUAUACAUCUCCUUAUAGUAUGGAGUGUAGUUUUCAUUUAAUUAAACAACUAAUCUGAUAGUUUAUUGAGGCAUUAGAUUAAGCAUCUUUUGUAUGAUACAGACCAAGUACAAUUUAUGCAUGCGGUAUAUGUUUAGCUACAGAAUAGAUGACAUAACAUGCUGAUGUUUAAAUCUGUAAGAGACAUCUUUAUCUAGGCACUCAUUAUAAAGCUAAUGUAUGCAAGUGUCUCAUAACCAAGAUAAUGGGCAAUUUUCUCCUUUUUUUUUUUUGAGUUUAAAAUGGAAUUAUUGAUAGACUUGUAAUAGAGAAGAAGGCAUGUUUUAUCCCUUCUUUUAGAUGAAUGGCUCUGAGUUUGAGUAAUGUGGUGCAGAAAACUUGAUAAAUUUGAUACUAAAUAGGUUUAGGAGAUUUUGCACUAUACAUAAAAUAAAUUUGAUGCUAAAGAUGCUCUCUGCUUGAUAUCAAGUGGUUUGUUCAGGCAAUAUGAUGACCAUGUAUGUUAUAAACUAAUCUAAUAGAUUAUGUGCCGUUUAAUAUCUGUCUGCAUCAUAGAAUCAAUGAGGUAAUCAUCCAAUAUGUUAAGUACAUGAGGCAUCUUAUCUAUGCUGAGCAUGAAUUUAAUCAGCUUAGGCAUCUUAUGACCCCUAGUUGAUUGCUUUUUAAAAUGGCUGUAUACCAAUAUCAUGGUAUACUCCGGUUCAUCCAACUACAUGAGAUGCCAGUUUUUUGUUCCUCCUCUCUUCCCUCCCAGAAAGGGGCCGGAUCCCAACAUCAGACGCACCUUCAGUUAACCUCUCUUUGUUUUUUUUCUUCUUCUUUUUUUGUUUUUGUAAAAAUCCUGAUGCUAUGAAAGAGAGCUUAUAUGACUACUGACCUUUUCCUUAGAAGCCUUUCAACUAGAGAAAGGCUCCUUUUGUAGCAGGGUUGCUGCUUAGGUUGGUUGGAUUAGUUUAAGGGCCAACCCAAGCUUCACUACAUACAAUAUUGAGCUAUGUAAACUUUAGAAUUUCAGACUGGCCUUGCAUAGGGACGUGUGUUCUGGCUGCCUGAUUCGAGCUCUAAUUGAUAGCAACCUGCACGUAAGUCCUGCAGGAGUUAGACAGGUUGAGAGAUGGUAUCCUCUCUUUAUAAUCUGUGGAUGAGACCUUUUUAUUUUGUGAGCUGGUGGUAUGACAGUUGCAUGCCUCACAUUCAUUACUUUACAUUGUUAAUGCCUUUCAGGCUUGAAGGUUAAUUAGGCUGUAAGUGCUUGGUUUUCCAGCUCUGGUUCCCUCUGGAGAAGAUGAAUAAAAUCCAGAGUGCAUGACA